Molecule: messenger RNA, 1621 nt
Organism: Poecile atricapillus (Black-capped chickadee)
Lineage: Eukaryota; Metazoa; Chordata; Aves; Passeriformes; Paridae
Gene: ASPN
Product: asporin
Exons: 9
Coding region: 315-1439 (374 amino acids)
Molecular function (GO): protein binding
Source: RefSeq, a predicted model, not a curated record
UAAUACAGGCAGUGAUGAAAAACAUAUGAGUGGUAACAAGUCGCCUUAAUAUCAUUCUUCAGUACUAAGAUGGGCUAAUCUGAAGCAGCACUUUACUCUGGUAUCACCCACUGUGCCAGAAGGAUCAAGAAGCUUGGAAGUGGACUUUUGCUUUAUAUAUACUUUUCAUUUCACAGAACUCACUCUAAUUUCCUUUUUCCCUAUUUUUUUUUUGUAAUAUGAAAUAACUGGACAUAAGAACCUUAGGUGGAUUAUCCCAGUGCUUCCGGAAGAAUUUCCAAACCUGCAAGAUUGGUUAUCCUGAUUAAGAAGAUAUGAAAGAAUACACACUCCUUCUCUUCCUGGCUUUGUGCUCUGCCAAAUCUCUCACUGGUCCCUCGUAUUUUACACUAAAGAAUAUGAUGCUCCAAGAUAUGGAAGAUGAUGACGAUGAUGACGAUGACGACAAUUCUCUAUUUCCAACCACUGAACCCAUUCUACCACUAAUUCCUUUUGAUCUGUUCCCAACAUGCCCCUUUGGAUGCCAGUGCUAUGUGAGAGUUGUCCAUUGUUCUGACCUAGGUUUGACAUCAAUUCCUCGCAACAUCCCACCAGAUACUCGUAUGAUUGACCUUCAAAACAACAAAAUCAAAGAGGUCAAGGAAAACGAUCUCCAAGGACUCACAUCACUUUAUGCACUGGCUUUGAACAACAAUAAAAUAUACAAGAUCCAUCCCAAAGCCUUUCAACCAACAAAGAGGCUACGACGACUGUAUUUGUCCCAUAACCAACUGACAGAGAUUCCAACAAAUCUACCCAGAACUCUGGCAGAGCUCAGAAUUCAUGCUAAUAAGGUUAAGAAAAUCCCCAAGGAUGUAUUUAAAGGAAUGAAGUCUCUACAUGUUUUAGAAAUGAGUGCAAAUCCUCUUAACAAUGAUGGAAUAGAGCCAGGGGCUUUCGAAGGGGUAAAUAUCUACCACAUACGAAUUGCAGAGGCAAAAUUAACUUCAAUUCCUAAAGAUUUGCCCUCCAGUCUUCUGGAGCUUCACUUAGAUGACAAUAAGAUCACAGGAAUUGAACUUGAGGAUUUUAACCGUUAUAAAGACCUUCAAAGGCUAGGCCUUGGCAAUAAUAAAAUCAAAGAAGUGGAAAAUGGAAGUUUUGCCAAUAUCCCAAGUAUACGUGAAAUCCACCUGGAAAAAAACAAGCUGAAGAAGGUUCCUCCUGGAUUACCUGAACUAAAAUAUCUGCAGGUUGUCUUCCUUCAUUCCAACCAUAUUGCCAAACUGGGAGUGAAUGAUUUCUGUCCAACAGGACGAAGGAAGAAGAAAGCCCUGUACAGUGGCAUCAGCCUCUUCAACAACCCUGUCAAGUACUGGGAGGUUCAGCCUUCAACUUUCCGGUGCAUUUUAGCCAGGAACAGUGUUCAGCUUGGGAAUUUCCUCAAGAUCCCUCCUUAGUGGAAGUACCUUACAAUUGCCGAAAACAAGCAGCUGGAACUCACCUGCCCUGCCCUUCCUGUGCAGUGCAGCACACAGAACUCUCAAUGCUGACAGUACUGUAUAAAAUGGAUAUUUUAGAUAUCUAUUUAGUGUAUAUUUGCUAUUCGGAUUCAAAAUAAAUUAAAUAAACGUACAGAAUA